Molecule: messenger RNA, 2085 nt
Organism: Limulus polyphemus (Atlantic horseshoe crab)
Lineage: Eukaryota; Metazoa; Arthropoda; Merostomata; Xiphosura; Limulidae
Exons: 3
Coding region: 554-1786 (410 amino acids)
Biological process (GO): regulation of transcription by RNA polymerase II
Cellular component (GO): nucleus
Molecular function (GO): RNA polymerase II transcription regulatory region sequence-specific DNA binding; DNA-binding transcription activator activity, RNA polymerase II-specific
Source: RefSeq, a predicted model, not a curated record
UAUUCCACAGACUCGUUUAUCUGGAACGUUGAGAUUAGUUCUAAAUCCACUGAGCUAUACUUAAAACCUGGUCAACUGUAAACUACUGCGUCACUUCUGUUACUUGUGUCACCAGUUCAGUUUGUGUCUCAGGUCUUCUGUUGUAAAUAUGGAGAAUUUUUAUUGUUACCAUCAACCCUACUAUUACUAUCAAUACUUUUGAUAGGUUAUUUUUCACACAGCUUACAUGCAUAGCAAGAGCCAAGGGCGAUUUUUUUCACCGUCUCAUUGGAUACAGUUGAAAAGACAACAAAUGAAACCUGUUCUCUUGGUCGAUUUGAAAGCAAGCACUUACUUCCCUUGUUGGCAACAAAAAGAAACAAGGUUCGCCUAAAAUCUUUUUCGGUGAGAUUCAUAAAUGGAUCUUAAGAUUUAAUACCAGCUCAAGCCACAAGGUGAAGCUACAAAUGCACUCUCAUAAUGACGUUUACUAGUACUGCUAGUGUCCUGUUUGUUACUCAGCCUCCAACAUCACGAACACAAGUUAUCUCAGGCUCCUCCCAAAUAACCAAAGAUGGAUCACUACCUAAUUUCUUACAAAACCACAGAACUCCAUCCUCAGGAGUUUGAAUGUUCCUUCUUUGAUGCACCAAUGUUAAAGAAAGAUUGUUUUAGUCAUUUCGUAAAUCUGGAGGAUUUGUUGGUUGAUAACCUCGAAUCCAAACCGCUCAAAACUGUCCAUGUCCAGGAAGGGAAUGACUUAGAAAAUUAUAAUGAUCCAAAAAAAGGAAACAUCCUAAAUGAAAGCCUACAGUCUCAAAGGUGGGUGGACAAUGAGUUGGACUUGUCACUACUAGAAGACAUAGAACCCCUGGUGACGCCUACACCUACCACUAUAGCGGAAGCCAUCAUCUAUCCACAGACAUCCAUACCCUGUGAGCCACCCAGCAUAAACACCAGUUUUAUAAUGCCGUCUGUUCCUCAGUCACAUGGUUUUUCACGUAUUCAAGCCCCAACAGACAAUUAUGGGUUUCUCGUGGAAACACCUCCUGACUCACCUGUUAGUCAAGUGCCAGAUGUUUUGGGAUUUUCAAGGAUACUAGAACAUCCAAAAAUGUAUCAUUGGGAUAACUGCGGAAGUUUAAGGGGUCAAACAUUACCAAAUCUACCUUCAUCUUGGAAUCCUUCACCAUCUUACUCUUCCGGGGCACCUUCCCCAACGCCUUCCGUGUUGCAUCAAAAUACUCCUUUCUUCUGUCACUCUGGUUAUGCAGAUCUCUCUAGAAUUUCUCUCCAAGAACCUAGUACCGCAGGGAUCUUGGACUUCAAAAGUCCUAAAAAUUUGUGUGGUUUUGAUAGCUUCGAUGUUUCCAACACAAGCCAAAUGGAAGCUGGCAAGCUGAUUCAGCCCACGGAGGAUACAAUAUUUCCCAGAUAUUCCGAGAUCCAGGAAAGUGAAAAUGUUGUAUCUCAUGGAACUAUCUUUUCAACCUCUCCCAACUAUUUAGAUCUACCCUCGACAACUCGACGACAACGCACCAAAACAAAAUACUUACAGAACGACUACAUAACUAAAAUACUACACAAUGAGACCAGAAAAGAUCGCAAGAAACUUCAAAAUAAAGAAGCUGCAACCCGUUACCGAAUAAAAAAACGUGAGGAAGCCCAGUGGUUACAAGAUGAGGAGAACGUGUUGGCAAUGAAGAACAGAGAACUGAGGAACAAGGUGAAGAAGAUAAAGACUGAGAUAACCUACCUGAAAAAUCUUACAAAAGAAAUCCUUAAAGUCAAUAGAGGAUUUGUAUAAGCUCAUAAUCCAUGUGUUUCAUCAAAAUCAUUAUUCGGUUUAUACGUGUCACAACAAAACGUUCAUAACAAUUUAAACGACUCUAGCGCCAGUUAGUUCGUCGUAAUUAUUUGCAUUUCUUGGAGUAGUUGUGUCAGUAAAAUUGAAAAUAAAAGACUGUGGUAAUACAGAGUACACAUAUUGAUUAUUCGAGUGAGCUUUUCCUUAUGUGAUGGUUUUCUUGUAUAUUGACAUUGAAAAAUGGAGUAACUUAUUACAAGAAACCGCAGCAAUAAUAAUAAUACUUAUAUGAGACAAUC